Molecule: messenger RNA, 882 nt
Organism: Corvus hawaiiensis (hawaiian crow)
Lineage: Eukaryota; Metazoa; Chordata; Aves; Passeriformes; Corvidae
Exons: 4
Coding region: 1-744 (247 amino acids)
Source: RefSeq, a predicted model, not a curated record
AUGUGUCCCGGUGAGGGGCGGGCCCCGGGGCAGGGCACGGGUGAGGGGCAGGAGGUGCCCGGGGUGUGCCCAGGUGCCGGGCAGGGCACGGGUGAGGGCCAGGAGGUGCCCCGGGUGUGCCCAGGUGCCGGGCAGGUGCUGUUCCAGACCGACACGUUCUUCCGAGUGCCGCGGGGGCGGCUCAAGCUGCGCCGGACACAGGACGGCCGGGGGGAGCUGAUUUUCUACGAGCGCCCCGACGCCGCCGGCCCCAAACUCUCCAGUUUCACCAUCACCCCCACGGCCGACCCCGAGGGGCUGCAGGCGGUGCUGGCACAGUCUCUGGGCGUGCUGGGCACGGUGACCAAGGAGCGGCUCCUGCUGCUGCUGGGCCAGACCCGGUUGCACCUGGACCGAGUGCAGGGCCUCGGGGACUUCCUGGAGCUGGAGGUGGUGCUGCGGCCGGAGCAGAGCGUGCAGGACGGGCAGCGCCUGGCGCGGGAGCUGCUGCGGGAGCUGGGCAUCGCGGAGCGGGAUCUCAUCUCCGGGGCCUACCUGGACCUGCUGCUGGCACAGGGACAGCCGGGCACGGCGGGGCACGGGGACAGCCCCCAGUGCCACCCCCGGCCGGGCAAGGCCAGCGGGGCUGAGGGCAGGGGGGGUGUGGGGGGAUGUGCCAGGACACCCUGUGCCCACCCCAUGAACACCCUGUGCCCACCCCAUGAACACCUGUGCCCCUAUGGACACCCUGAGCCCACCCCAUAAACACCCUGAGCCCACCCCAUAAACACCCUGAGCCCACCCCAUAACACCCUGAGCCCCUAUGGACACCCUGUGCCCACCCCAUAAACACCCUGUGCCCCUAUGGACACCCUGAACGCCUCCAUGUGUCUUGUCCCACCC